GUACUCGCGCAGCAUCGACCCACAUCGAGGAAGCCAGCUGAGUUCACGGGUUGUCAGUGACAGAUAUCGUAUGUGUGGGUGUUCGUUUAAGUUUAGCGUGUUCAUGUAAAUUAAUUCAGUGUGUGUGAAUGCACGUCUGAAGUGUGCUCUUUAUAGAAAACGGCGAAGCUAUGUGACAUCUCACAGUGUUCAUUUAAGGCUGAGCCAGCGUGACGACAUGAGUCGCAAUUUGGAGUCGUCGACUCAGCUGACCGAGUUUGCGCCUCUGAGCCCCGAACCACAUCAACCAGCCGUCGGCCUCUUCUUGUCUCGCAUCUUCAAGUUCAACCGAGACGGGUCCCAUCAAUCAUCCCAUUCAUUCAGGAUCAUCAAUCCAAUCAGUUCAUCCUCCAUCAGUCAUCCGUCAUCAGUCAUCCGUCAUCAGUCAUCCUCCAUCAGUCAUCCGUCAUCAGUCUCCGUCAGCAGUACAGUCGUCACAGUCAUCCGUCGAUCAGUCAUCCGUCAUCAAGGUCAUCCAUCAUCAUCAUCCAUCAUCAUCAUCCAUCACCAUCACCAUCCCAUUCAACAUCAUCACAUCAAUCGGUCAUCACCUCUUCAGGCAUCACCCCCCAUAUCAUUCACCCCCAUUCAUCACCCCCAUCAUCCCACCAUUCAUCAUCACCAUCAUCAUCCCAAUCAUCAUCACAAUCAUCCAUCACCAAUCAUCAUCACCAAUCCUCAUCACAAUCAUCUCAGCCAAUCAUCAUCACAUCAUAUCACAUCAUAA
This is a messenger RNA of Gryllus bimaculatus (two-spotted cricket), 766 nucleotides long. The record is from the annotation of a GenBank genome assembly. NCBI's taxonomy places the organism in Eukaryota, Metazoa, Arthropoda, Insecta, Orthoptera, Gryllidae.